AAACUCUUUGAGCCAAAUUUCUUUCCUUCUGCCGACUAUGCAAUGACUCAACAGAUGCUCCAGAGCUUACACCAACUUGGACUGCAGUCAGAAGAGAAGGAUAUAUCACCUGACAAUGUGCUGGAUGUUGUCAGAAGUCUUGAAAAGUCUUGUGGACAUUCUGAGGAAAAAACAUGGAAGAAAGCAGAUGUUCUUCUCCGAGUGCUGAAUGACAAUGAUAUAAUUUCUAAAUUCUCUCCAAGCCAACUGGAGCAAUUGCAAAAGAUGCAGUGGUUUCCUUGUGAGAAUCCAUACGCUGUGACCAAAGAAGUCAAGAAGAAACGUGAAAACAGACAUUUUUAUAAACCAUGUGAAAUUAGACAUUCAAUGUACUAUACUGUUGUUGGCCAUGUUAUGCCACUUGUUGCUGAGCUAAAUGAGAAAGUCUGCAAACAACUGGGACUAUUGAAUUCACCACCAGCUGAGAAAGUCAUGGAGAAUCUAUCGGUACUAAACUCAAUGUCACAAACUACACCUGAUCUUGACAAAGAUGUAAAAUUCAAAACGAAGUUGCAUGACACAUACAAAUUCAUGCAGGACCAUAUUGGGCUUUUUAGGGAGGUAUUGAAGAAAAAAUCUGUGCCUUGGCUCUGGAUUGACAAUCAUUUUGUAUCACCUUGUGAUGUGGUUUUGGCAUAUCCCCCUGAAUUAGAUCUGAGUUCUUACAUUGACAGGGUCCCAGAGGAGUACCUGCCGUUUGACGUCUUACUGAGAGAGUCCGGAGUGAAGUUAGCCCUUUCAGAAGAUGAGAUUGAGAAAAUACUUAAUGAUGUCAAACAAAGAAUUGAUCAAAGAAAUCCUCCCUUUGGAAAACCCACUGAGCUGAGGUUGUCCAUAAAUAUCCUGAAUUGGUUGCGCAAAAAGAAUAAACCUGCCAGGGAUGAUACUCCAGUACCAGUAAUGGCUGAAAACCAAACAUUCACUUUGCAGCCUGCCUCUAAGACUUUGUUCUGUGAUAUAAGUAAAGAGGGUUUAACAGACUUGAAAGAAGACCAAGAAGAUUUUUAUGUCAUUCAUGAAGAGGUACUUCCUGUGACAGCAGAGUGGCUGAAUAUCCCCCUCCUCAGCACACGUAUUCUAAACCCAGAGUUCAUUGGAAUAGAACAGUGUGGUCAGACAGAGCCCAUAACUCAGAGAAUUAAAAACAUCCUGAAGGAGUAUGAUGAGGACAGUGACAUUUUCAAAGAGCUCCUACAAAAUGCUGAGGAUGCUGGUGCUAGAACUUGCAGAUUCAUGGUUGAUUUCAGGAAACACAAAGACUCCCCUGACAGUGUCAUUGACAGUGGUAUGUCCCUGUGUAAUGGCCCUUGCCUUUGGACAUUCAAUGAUGAACUCUUUUCAGAUGAAGACUGGACCAAUAUCACAAAAGUGGGAUCUGCCUCAAAAGAAAAGAAAGUGGAGAAAAUUGGAAAAUUUGGAAUUGGAUUCAAUGCAGUAUACCAUGUGACUGAUGUUCCUUCAAUACUGAGUGGAGAGAAACUCCUAAUUUUUGAUCCAAAUGUAACACAUUUGAAAAAGUACAUUCAAAAUAAAGGAAAUCCUGGAAUCAAACUGAACGCGUUCCAAAAGAGAAUUUCCCGAAGGUUUCCAGGACAAUUCAAAUCAUAUCAAGGCAUUUUUGACUGUGAUUUCUCUGAGAAAAACACUCAAAAAUUCUACAAGGGCACAUUAAUGAAGUUGCCCUUUCGCAGUCCAGAGGAAGCAAAGAUUUCAGAAAUCAGUACAAAGGUGUAUGACACGGAUCGUAUUGUGGCUUUUCAGCAACAUCUGACUCAUAAAUCUCAAACUCAUCUGCUUUUUCUGAGAAAUGUAGAGGAUCUCUCUCUUCGGACUUUGCCAGAGAAUGCCACCACUCCUCCAACAAAUGAGCAAAUGGAGACUCUUGUUCAGAUCACAAGAAAGGUUGUGGACACAGUUCCAAUAUCUGGAAGACUGAAAGACAGUCAAAGAAAGUCUGUCAUCUCUUUGAUGCAACAUCAUACCAAGUGUGCAGAUGUAAUUGAUAGUUCUGAAGCAAGUAUCAGUGAAAUAAUUCAAAACAAUGUUGAUGUACAUGCUGUCCAGUACUGGCUUCUUUAUUCUUGUUUCGGCACUCACAGUUCACUAAAAAUGGUCCAAGAACAAAAGGAGCUGAACAUAUUCUCUGUGCCAAUUGGAGGACUAGCUGUGCCUUUGCAAAAAGAACCUCAGACUGGGAAAUGGGCAGUCAAGAAGAGCAGCUUAGUUGGACAAGCAUUCAGUUUUCUGCCUCUAUCAAUCCAAACUGGUCUUCCUGUUAAUAUCAAUGGUUCGUUUGCUGUUAUGUCAAACCGAAAAAGUCUAUGGGAGACUGGAGUGAAGGCAGAAUGGAACAAAGCCCUACUGAAGGAUGCUGUAGCAAAUGCCUACAUUACUACCCUACUCAUCUUGAAAGAAUUAUCAGAAAAUGGAAGCCUUUCAGAUUAUCCUUAUUACACAUUCUGGCCCGAUGGCAAGAAAGUAGGCAAAGCAUUUAAACCAUUAGUUGAUGCCUUCUACUCAGCAAUUGUGCAUGGAUUUUGUAGUGAAGAUCUUGAGCUCUUCGGUGAUGGGAAACAGUGGUACUCACUUAAUUCUGUGAGGUUUUUGGACCCAGCCAUAGCAGAACACAAGGAAGUUGGAGAACUUGCAGAGAAGAUUUUUCAGAGCCAUCACAGCCAUGCUGUCCCACUUCCUUCAUGGGUAAGAAAAAGCAUGAUAAAGAGUGGCUUCAAAGACAUUGUCAAGGACAGAACACUCAGCUGGACAGAUUUUUUCCGGGAUGUGGUGUUUAGAAAUUUAGACACCCUGGAAUCCCAAGACAGGAAGGCUAUGAUUCUCUGUGCAAUUGACCUCAGUAAUGAUGAAGUAGAUGAACUACUGAAAGUGCAUCGCUGCAUUCCAUCACAGAGUAGUGAACUCCGAUACAUCAGGACAUUGGUGAAUCCAUCAGGGAAAGUGGCUUGUCUGUAUGACCGGGAGGAAGGAAGGUUUAUUGAUGAUACCAGAGAUGACUUCUGCUCCCCAAAAAGGAUGCACAGGCUGAUAGGCUUAGGAAUGCUAAGUGAUCAUUUGCCCUUAGAGGACGUGGCAGAAAGAGCAGGCACCAUCUUAAAGGUCUGGGAAACAGACAGAACUAAAGCCAUGAAGCGUCUUGAAUGCUUGUUUGAACUGAUGCUUGAGUUGUCAGUUGACCAAAAAUCUCAUUACUGGCAUGCCCUUCAAAACACACCAUUCAUCCCUGCAUGUCCACGAGUGAAUACACAGCCAAACAAUGAUAUGAUUCCAAUGUUGAAAAAGCCAUGCCAGGUUUAUAACUUCUCUUGCCAUUAUUUGGUGAACAUGACUGAAUUCACAGUUGACCAUAAACACCUUAAGAUCCGCGAAGAUAACGUUGUCCUUGACAAACUGGGUGUGCGCAAAACACCACAACUUUACACAGUGCUAAGACAACUGGAGGAAGCAUCUAAAUGUGAUGUUCAUGAUCAGGUUCUAUUAGGCAAAAUAGUGUAUAAGAGCUAUGAAUACUUGAACAAAUUGCUAAUUGAUGAAGAUCCAACCCAAUCCAACCCAACCGUCAUUGCAGAUUUUGCUAAAUCAUUCCCCUUUAUCUUUGUGGACAACACAUUUGUACAUGUGAAAUCAGUGGCAAAAUGUCAAGAGUUUGAAGCCAAACCAUAUCUCUGUGUCCUACCAAGUGUGUUUUCCAAGUUUCACGAUCUUUGGGAAUGUGUUGGUGUACAACAACAAUUUACCCCUCAACAAUUCUCUGCCGUUUUACACGAGAUGGAAAGUAAAUACGGGCCCAAUCCUCUUUCCGACUUUGAUCUAAAUAUCUGUCUGGACAUACUGAGAAAAGGACUCCUUAAGUCUGAAGAUGCAAUUUCACAGAACUAUCUUGUUCCUGAUGAAAACUCUAUACUGAGACCCAGCUCUGAUCUUCAUUACAAUGACAGCCCAUGGAUGCCAGUGUCGGCGGGUGUUACUUUGUGUCACAGACUAAUAGCAAGGGAAGCUGCACGUCAUUUUGGUGUUAGGACAACAAGACACCGCACACUAGAAGAUAGUGAAGUUCAUGGCUUUUCACCUUAUGCAAAAGAAUUUGGACAACAGGAAAAACUAACAGUCCGAAUAAAAAACAUCAUAGAAGCAUAUCCUUCCAAAAAGGACAUCAUCAAAGAGCUCAUUCAGAACGCAGAUGAUGCAGAAGCCACUGAAAUACACUUCAUUUUGGAUACGAGAAAACAUGGCACUAAGAAAACAUUUGGGAAGAAAUGGGAUUCUCUUCAAGGUCCAGCUCUUUGUGUGUACAACAACAAGGUGUUUAGUGAUGCAGACUUGCAAGGUAUUCAGAAGCUUGGGGAAGGUGGGAAACACGGACAGUGUGGAAAAACAGGAAAAUACGGUCUUGGAUUCAAUUCUGUUUAUCAUCUCACAGAUUGUCCUGCCAUUUUAACAGGAGACAAGCUUUGCAUAUCUGAUCCACACAUGGAAUAUUUAGAGAUGGCAUCAAAAGAGAAAUCAGGAUGCAUGUACACAUUGAAAGAUCAAUUUAAGAUGUCAUUCAUGGAUGUCUAUCAGACAUUUCUGCCAUCAGAAUUCAACCUUGAAUCUGGAACUAUGUUUAGGCUUCCUCUCCGAACAGUGGAAAUGGCAGCUAAGUCUGAAAUAUGCAAAGCAGAUGUCAGACUCCAGGACAUGGAUGAACUGAUGCAAGUUCUUGCUGAAGACUCAGAUGGUUUGAUACUCUUCCUGAAACAUGUCAAGAAAAUACAGUUCCAUACAAUCAGCCCUGACUCAGACAAACUACAUACUAAAUAUUUGAUUGAAAAGCAACUAUCAGAAGAAAGCAGCAUUAAGAGAGCAAACUUCCAAGAUCAAGUUCAAGGUUCCCUGGUCCCAUGCAAGGUCAUUUAUAACAUGCAUAUCUCCUUAUCGGAUUCAAAAGGCAAAAGGAAAGAUAGUCAAUGGGUCGUUGCAGAACAGUUUGGCUCCUUUAGACCCACUUCUGGUCAAAUUAAUGAGUCAGAUGUUUCACAGACAGCACAGGCAGCUGUGGCAGCUUGUAUUGGAGCAAAGUCCUUUGGCUUCACUGGAAGGCCAUUUGAGUCCAACUUAAAUGGAAGACUAUUCUGCUCCCUCCCUCUGCCUGGGGAAACCGGUCUGCCAGUUCAUGUCAACGGGAAUUUUGAGGUUGACUCUUCUAGAAGGGACCUAUGGAAAGAGGAUGCAGUGAGUCCUAAGACUAAGUGGAACGAGUCACUCAAGCUGGACGUUAUUUCACCCCUGUAUGCAG
This is a messenger RNA of Alosa alosa (allis shad), 5332 nucleotides long. RefSeq names its product sacsin-like. NCBI's taxonomy places the organism in Eukaryota, Metazoa, Chordata, Actinopteri, Clupeiformes, Clupeidae. The record is from RefSeq and is a predicted model, not a curated record.